CAGCCAGCUGCAUGAUUUCUUAUGGUAGAUGACGCUGCCGCCGGUGCGACCGCCAGCCAAAGCUGGACGGAAGGGCAAAUUUACGCAGCGCACGCUGCUAGAUGCCACUGACUUGCCUGCUCCCGGUUUCGUGCAAGCGUUCUGCGCCAGUCAGCAGCUUUCGCAGGCAUUAGGGGCAGAUCGUCAUUCUAGCGCGAAUGGCCAGGUUGCAUACUUGAAGAAGAAGCAGCAGCAACUCGCCUACGUGGAGGAUGCGAGGCGACGAGAGCAGCCUCCUUUGGACGCCAUCGCGGCGCCUGAAAUUCUUCGCGGCGAGUUGAGGAGAGACGCCGUGUUUCACCAUGGGGCUGCCGGCGUUCCGGCGCCUGUGUCGGGCGCGGCAGCUCUGGAUGUGGGCGAUCUGCAUGGUGGGGGCAUCCCGCUGGUGAACGUGGGCAACGAGGCGAAUGCGUGCCGCGAGAAGCGCCUGGAGCGGCAGAAGGAGUUCAUCGCCUCGCGGAAGCUGCGGCACGACGCCGCGCUGGAGGACUUCCAACGGGCCCUGGACGUGCUCUCGGAAGACUGCCAGCGAGAGGUCGAAGCAGCCACCGACCGAGUCAAAAAGGACCUGGACUUCAAGGUCACAGAGUGCAACCAAAUCUUAGAGCCCUUGGAGCCACCACCACUUCCUCCCAAAUCUGAGGAUGAUCCAGAAACCGGCGAGACCAACGAGGCUAACAUCCUGGACGAUCUGGAGGAUUUGCCAUUGGAUGGCACCAUAGAUCCUGCAACAGCCAAAGCUGUGGCUGCAGAGAACGCAGCUCUGAAGGCCUUGCGUGCCUUGGGCGAGCGCACUGAGGGAGAAGUCCGUGGAAUUCUCGCUUCUCUUGAGGCGUGCACGGCCAACCGGAGAAAGCGCAUCCAGGAUUUCGCAGGGCCAGAUGGUGAGCUGGCGCGCAUCGACGAGCUGCGCAAGACCAGCAUGGAGGAUCUCCUGAAGCGCUUGGUGGAGGCUCUCACGGCAGCUGCGCAUGUUGUGCACGGCGAAGCUGAGCGUUUGGUAGAAGCGCGUGCCACGUCCUUCAAUGAGGUCAUUCUGGAGAACAGGAAGGCCAUGCGCGACCUGGAGGCGAAGCUGACGGUGCAGACAUUGGAGGACAGCAAAAGCUACAAGGUGCGUUGGCACCAAGGGCUUCUGCUUUGGAAGCAGCAAAGGCACCGUCACAGCAUGGCCGUGGUGAUGAGACGCAUUCGCAGCAAUGAAUUCCGGCAACCAGACUCGCUAGUGGAGGCGGUUGGCAAGGUGAGGGAGCACCAAGCUUACGUUUUCGACCAGCGCAAAGAUCUGAUUGAGGAGCUCUUCUGCAUUCCUCAGCAGCGCCUGACGGUGGCGGCAGUGCGCAAUUUGGAGGAGCAGAAUACGCAGCUAAAUGACAGAGCGCAAGAGACCUUCGAUACCUUGCUUGUGGAUUUGCGAGAGCUCCGUGAAGCCUUGAACGUAUCUGCAGAGCAGAUGCUGGGCGAGCUGGGCCUGGAGCUAGAAGUGCACGAUGCCCGCCAGGAAUGGAAAGGCCAUGACUCGGUGGCCAACCUCAUUGACGCAGACGUGCGGCCUCCACUGCGGGAGUGUUUGGACCAGGUGGCUUCAAUGCUCCAUGCACUUUCAAACAAGCUCACGCAUCAAGAGGAGGCCUUGCAUCUGGCGGUCACGGGCGUUCUGACCUUCUUCUCGGGCCUUGCCAAGCGGCAAGAGACUUUGAAGAAGAGGGUGGAGGAGUUUGAGGUAAAUUACAACGGUGAGGUCGAAGACUGCGAAAAGGACUUUGAAGACACUUGUGAGCGAAAUGAGAACAGGAUGAAGGAGCUGCAUGACGCCAUAAACGAUGCGGCACACCAUGAGACGCUCGAUGAGUUGAAGCAGCAGACCUUCGAGCAUUUGGAUCAGAUGGCUGUUGGCUAUCGAGACCACGCGGAUCAGCUUCUGGGAAUCCACAAUCGCUAUCCAGGGGAAGCGCAGGCUCUAAUUCGGAAGGAAACUCGUGGCUAUUGCCAGGAUCUUGGCCUGGCACUGGACCCGUCGGAAGAGACAGUGGCGUUGGCGGCUGAGCGCAGGGCUGCAACUGCAGCGCUUGAAGCUGAAGCGGCUGCUGCUGCGGAGGCUGCGCAUGCGCCAGUUCCAGGCGAGGAUGAGGCAACCGCGGCAGCCCGGCGAGAAGCAAUGACAACUGCAGUCGAAGCAGCCAAAGCAGAGGUGCGCCAGGCCGCCGAAGCCAAAGAAGCUGAGGCAGUACAGGCAGAAGCUGCUGCCUUCGAAGGGCUCGAAGAGAAGAGCGAAUGGCCGAGCGAGGGCACUGGCUGCAAGGUCCUGGAAAAGAAUUCCUUGCCAGAGAUGAGGGAGGUAGUGUUGCAGGAGCCAGAAGAAGCUCCAGAAGAAGCGGAAGAGGGUGAGACCGCACAGGGCGAGCCGCUGUUUGCAGAUGGAACGCCGGCGCUGGAUACCCUGGCAUUCGAUCACAUGUGGUUCGAGGACAACUUGUCGGGGCUGCGCGAGGCCAUCUUCCAAAACCUGGAGAGUCAGAAGCGCUACCUUGAUCGAGUUGACAUCCCCGCAGCCUGUGAAGAAGUUCGAAGAGACCUGGAUCAGCGAUUGCGGCGACACACCAAUCGCAAGGGUGAAGUUCAGGUAGAAUGGUACGUCCCCCGGUACGGCAUGGUCUCCAAGCACAAGGACAAGUUCGAGAGACACUUGGUCACCGUGGCUCGCAAGUGUCAAGACCAAGACGAUGCUGUUGAGAAGACUCUUCAAGAAGCCGAUGAAGCAGAGCAAGAGUUUCAACAACGCAUCACGAGCCUCCAGGACCGCCUUGGAGAAGCUGAGACACUACCUGUUCUGACGUCCUUUGAACGACAGGCUUCUGACCUACUUGCGGGCUUCAAAGACUUCUGCAAGUCUGCAGUGAAGCGGCUACUAGAGUUCAGCAGCAAAGCGCCGCAGGCUCUUCAGAAGGACAACCAGGCCUUUCUCAUGAUGUGCAAAAAGGGUGAUGAGCAGUACAGCGAGCCCGAAAUCCUCUACUAUGGCGGGGAGAUCGAAGAGCUCAACCGGACUCUGGAUGAGCGAAUGCAGCAGCGAGCCCAGCUCGCCCAGGAUUUGGAGAGCCAGAUCGAGGAGAAAUGCAAAGCACCGAUGCAAACAUUUGCUGCCGCCUACGCCACUGCCGUGGAGUCUCUAUGUGCCAGCAAAGGUUAUGGCCGGAAAUAUGGCGAACCUCGCCGCAAGGCACAGGAGCGAGUGCGCACCCUCAUUGCUCGAGCAACCACCGUUCAUUCCAACAUUGAGCUACUGCUGGAGUACGUCAGGCAACUGUUGAACCUUCCUCCGCCAGAAGAUGGAGGGUACGAAGUCACUGCCAUGCCAAAGCCGCCGCGCAUCAUGAGCAUCAGGCAAUUCUUCGGACAAGGUUCUGAGCCGUGGAAUUACAGUGGAGAGGUGCUGGGGAUGCUCUAUGUCUCGGUUUGUACCAUGGCGGAGCUUGGUACGCACUUGGGCGCCUUCAAGGAAAGCUGCGCCUCCAAGUAUGAGCUGUCUGCAGUUCCAAGCCUCCGUAUUCUGCGGGAAGACUCGUGCAUGCUGCCGCCAGCGGGUGAGUUGCAGGAGGCGCAGCGAAAAGCAGAAGCGGCGAAGAAAUCACUGAGUGAUGGCGAUGCAGAAGAUCCAGCAGAAGCAGAAGCGGUUGUGAAAUUGUCGAACUCGCUUGAGGCUUCGAAAGCUCUGCGAGAGGACUCCUUACUCAGAGUGCUUGGCCCCCUCAUGAAGAGCGAGAAGUUCAACAACGAGAUUCAACUCGUCAUCAAAGCAUCCCAUGAAGCCUACGCUGGCCAGGCUGGAGGCACUCCUGACUUCAUGCAGAAGUUUCUCGCCGACAUGCAGGUUUCCUGUGAGCAUGCUCGGCAAGAGGCCUGCCGUGCCUUGCGCGGGUGGGGUGACGAUCUCCGGGAAAGCACGCUGCUGCAGCUUGGAGACCGUCUAUUUGCAGAAUUGACAUCGCGUGCACUUGAAGAGCUGGCCCAAGCUUCACAGGAGGCAAAUCAAAAGACUAUGCAGCUUUGGAUUGAGAAUGACAAGCGGCGCGCCAAUCACGAGCAACGCCUCAACCCCCGUCUCGCUGAUGCCAACAAGUCAGCCGAGCUGGAAGAGCUGGUUGAAGCUGAAGCCAAACGCCACGAAGAUGCAUUGCAGAUGUGCCAGGAGGACCGCGAGCGAAUGGCAACUGCGCUGCGCAACGCUUCUGAGAGCUUUGUUUGUCGCCUGACGACGGUGGCCGAAGUCGCGGUUUGUCUCUUGGAUCUUCUCCCGCUGCACAGUCACUUUGGAGCGCUGCCUGGAGAUGAGAAGGUGGAACCGCCGCGCAUGUCCAUCAAGCGUCGCAUGCGUCGACUCAAUGCCGAAGAAGAGAAGCCGCCCGAGCCUGCGGCAAAAGCGGCGCCCAAAGGCAAAGCCCAAGCAAAGCCUCCAGAGCCAGAGGAGAAGCCAGAGGGUCUUCCAGAACGUCAGUGGCAAGGGCUGCCGAAGUUUGAGCUGCGUGCUUUGCUUGUUGGUGGUUCUUGGCCUGAAGAUCCUCAACUUCAACCGGAUGAUGACAAAGUCAAAGAGCUCACGGACACCCUGAAGUCGUUCCGGUCGCCAGCUCACAGGAGGAUCAUCGAAGGGCGCUUGCAGUCCUAUGAGAAUUACAAGCAGCAGUUUACGGACGAAGUUCGUCGUCGGAAUUCGGAGAUGUCAGUCCGCGAGGCGAAAGAGGAGGCAGGAGAGAAGAACUGGCAGUCAAUGGUACGCCAAUUACGAGGUGAAUGAUGUGGGUGGGGGGGGGGCACUUUGCAGCCUGAUGUUGUGACAAGCAACAAAGUCAUGUCACCACUCACCACUAUUCAACUCACGCCACAAAAAACGGGUUUUCCUGAAGCUGUCUCACCCAUCGCACAGCGAAUUCCAGCUGUGCCACUCCAAUGGACAUUUCAUGCUCUGCAGAUGAUGCAUGCAGAUCAAGCCUGAUGCCUAAUCCCGUAUGGGCAAGGUUCGGCUUAGUCGAAGGUUGGGUCUCACCGCAGCUGAUUUGUCCAUUGCAUUCAA
Effrenium voratum is the source of this 5110-nucleotide messenger RNA. The record is from the annotation of a GenBank genome assembly. Lineage: Eukaryota; Dinophyceae; Suessiales; Symbiodiniaceae.